This is a messenger RNA of Erinaceus europaeus (western European hedgehog), 6270 nucleotides long. It is a transcript of the gene VWA8, whose product is annotated as von Willebrand factor A domain containing 8. Bases 170 to 5908 code for a protein of 1912 amino acids. Gene Ontology annotation, cellular component: cytoplasm. The transcript has 46 exons. NCBI's taxonomy places the organism in Eukaryota, Metazoa, Chordata, Mammalia, Eulipotyphla, Erinaceidae. The record is from RefSeq and is a predicted model, not a curated record. Gene Ontology annotation, molecular function: ATP binding; ATP hydrolysis activity.
CCCGCGACAAUGUCUGUGCUCUGGCUCUUCAGCGUCCUCCGCCCCCGGGGCCGGGCCGGUUGGGCCGGGCCGGUAGAUUCCGGGAAGGAGUUUCCGGCGGACGGUGCUCCGCUGCCGCUUCCUGUCCUCCUGUCCGCGAGUCUCCCGGGACGCAGGCUCUCCCGGCUUCAUGCAGUCGCGUCUCCUGCUUCUCGGGGCGCCCGGCGGCCCGGCCGGCCCUGCCGCGCGGCGUGUGCGGCUGCUGCUGCGGCAGGUGGCGCGGGGCCGGCCGGCGGUCCGCCUGCUGCAGGCCGGGGCGGGCGCCGACUCAGGUGAUACAGUCAGUAUUGGAGAUGUGUCCUACAAGUUGAAAACUCCCAAAAGCCCGGAACUUGUGCCACAAAACUACAUUUCAGACUCUCUGGCUCAAUCUGUAAUUCAUCAUCUAAGAUGGAUAAUGCAGAAGGACAUCUUAGGGCAAGAUAUCUUCCUGAUAGGACCUCCUGGGCCUCUUCGACGCUCUAUUGCUAUGCAGUACCUGGAGUUGACCAAGCGGGAGGUGGAGUACAUCGCCCUGUCGAGGGACACCACAGAGACCGACCUCAAGCAGCGGCGGGAGAUCCGGGCAGGCACAGCUUUCUACAUCGACCAGUGUGCAGUACGUGCAGCCAUGGAAGGUAGAACCCUUGUCUUGGAAGGCUUGGAAAAGGCUGAGAGGAAUGUUCUGCCUGUUUUGAACAACUUACUGGAAAACAGGGAGAUGCAGCUGGAGGAUGGACGCUUCCUGAUGUCUGCUGAGCGCUAUGAUAAACUCCUCCAAGAACAUACCAAAACCGAGUUGGAUUCUUGGAAGAUUGUCCGUGUUAGUGAAAACUUCCGUGUGAUUGCUUUGGGCUUGCCGGUGCCCAAGUACUCUGGGAAUCCACUGGACCCCCCUCUCCGUUCCCGAUUUCAAGCCAGAGAUAUUUACUACCUCCCCUUCAAGGACCAACUUAAACUGUUAUAUUCAGUUGGACCCAAUAUUUCUGCUGAGAAAAUUUCUCAGCUUUUAUCCUUCGCUACCACCCUCUGUUCCCAAGAAUCUUCUACUCUUGGACUUCCAGAUUUUCCUUUAGAUAGUUUGCCAGCUGCUGUUCAAAUUCUGGAUUCUUUUCCCAGGAUGUCAAUCAAGCAUGCAAUUCACUGGCUUUACCCAUAUACUAUUUUACUAGGACAUGAAGGGAAGAUGGCUGUGGAAGAUGUUUUAAAACGUUUUGAGCUCCAAGAUCCAGCAAGUUCCGAGCUUCCUAAGGAGAUUUUGAGAGUGGAGAGGUUAACUGGACACGGUGUCUCCCGAGCUCUCGUGACUGUCCAGAUUGCUGACAAAGAGGUGACCAUUAAGGUGCCAGCUGGGACCAAGCCAUUAAGCCAACCCUGUGGCUCAGACUGUUUUAUACAGACUUUAAGCCACAGGCAGCUACUGGCUGAAAUGAUGCAGUCUCACAUGGUCAAGGACAUCUGCUUAAUUGGAGGAAAAGGUUGUGGCAAAACAGUUAUCGCCAAGAACUUUGCAGAUACCUUGGGUUACAACAUAGAGCCCAUCAUGCUCUAUCAGGAUAUGACGGCGCGGGACCUGCUGCAGCAGCGGUACACUCUCCCCAAUGGAGACACUGCCUGGCGGGCCUCGCCGCUCAUCACUGCAGCGCUGGAAGGCAAGCUGGUCCUGCUGGAUGGCAUCCACCGCGUCAACGCUGGCACCCUUGCUGUGCUGCAGAGGUUGAUCCAUGAUCGUGAGUUGAGCCUCUACGAUGGCUCCAGGCUGCUGAGAGAAGACAGGUACUCACGCUUGAAAGAGGAGCUCCAGCUGUCUGAUGAACAGCUGCAGAAGAGGUUGAUUUUUCCUGUCCACCCCUCCUUCAGAAUCAUUGCCCUGGCAGAGCCCCCCGUUGUUGGAAGCUCCACACAACAGUGGCUGGGACCUGAAUUCUUAACCAUGUUCUUUUUCCAUCACAUGAAGCCCCUUGUGAAAAGCGAGGAGCUCCAAGUAAUCAAGGAAAUGGUCCCAAACAUACCUCAAGAAUCUUUGGACAAAUUGUUAUCAUUUACACACAAGCUCAGGGAUACACAAGACCCAACAGCUCAGUCCUUGGCAGCAUCACUCUCCACCCGGCAGCUGCUGAGGAUCUCUCGCCGCCUGUCACAGUACCCUAAUGAAAAUCUCCACAGUGCAGUGAAUAAAGCCUGUCUCUCCAGGUUUUUACCAAGCCUUGCAAGGUCAGCUUUAGAAAAAAAUCUGGCAGAUGCUGGAAUAGGCAUACAUAAGGAUAAUCAGGAACCAGAACUGGAAAAUUACAAAUGUGAAGUGACAUCUGGAUCUCUGAGGAUUGGAGCUGUUAGUGCGCCGGUCUAUAACGCCCAUGAGAAAAUGAAAGUACCUGAUGUUCUCUUCUAUGACAACAUUCAGCACAUGAUAGUGAUGGAAGAUAUGCUCAAAGACUUUCUUCUCGGAGAACACCUGUUACUGGUGGGGAACCAGGGUGUAGGAAAAAACAAGAUUGUUGACAGAUUCCUUCAUCUGCUUAACAGACCCCGAGAAUAUAUCCAGCUGCACAGGGACACCACUGUACAAACUCUUACUCUCCAGCCUUCUGUUAAAGAUGGACUUAUUGUGUAUGAAGACUCACCUUUGGUUAAAGCAGUAAAGCUGGGCCAUAUUCUUGUAGUUGAUGAGGCAGACAAAGCCCCAACAAACGUUACCUGUAUUUUAAAAACUCUAGUAGAAAGUGGGGAAAUGAUUCUAGCAGAUGGAAGACGCAUUAUUGCAAAUUCUGCUAAUGUGAAUGGAAGAGAAAAUAUCAUAGUGAUCCAUCCUGAUUUUAGGAUGAUUGUUCUGGCCAACAGGCCUGGGUUUCCUUUCCUGGGCAAUGAUUUCUUCGGCACUUUAGGUGACAUUUUUGGCUGCCAUGCAGUUGAUAACCCAAAGCCCCAUUCAGAGCUGGAGAUGCUCAGACAGUAUGGACCAGAUGUGCCAGAGCCCAUUCUGCAGAAGCUGGUGGCCGCCUUUGGAGAACUGAGGAAUCUAGCUGACCAGGGGAUCAUUAACUAUCCCUAUUCCACCCGAGAAAUUGUCAACAUAGUCAAACACUUACAGAAAUUUCCUACUGAAGGCCUCUCCACUGUGGUGAGGAAUGUAUUUGACUUUGACUCCUACAACAGUGACAUGAGGGAGACGCUGAUAAGUACACUGCAUAAGUACGGCAUCCCGAUUGGAGCUAAACCCACUAGUGUGCAGCUGGCAAAGGAGCUGCCUUUGCCAGAACAGUCAUUCAUGGGCUACUGGACAAUUGGACAGUCAAGAAAUGGAACGCAAAAACUGUUGUGUCCAGCAGAAACUGAUCAGAUCAGUGUAAAGGGCCCCGCACCUAUAAAUAUUCAGAAGUACCCAAUAGAAAGACAUGAAGAGAGAUCCCUAACCUUCACUGAAGAGUGUGCUUCCUGGAAGUUGCCACUGGAUGAGAUUAAUUUAAUCUGUGACAUUGCUACAUCACAUGAAAAUGGGGAAAAUACUCUCUACGCAGUUGCGUGCAAUCCUGUCUCCCUGUACUUUAUGAAUAUGGAUGGGAAGAAUGGCUACUUUGUCGACUUAUAUGACAUCUUUCCAAGAACAGCCAGUGGUGUGUGGCACCCAUUUGUGACAGUAGCCCCACUGGGAAACCCUCUUAAAGGCCAAGUGAUUCUCCACGAGCAGCAGAGUAAUGUUAUCCUGCUGUUAGAUACCACUACCCAAACCCUUCGCCGCCUUGCCCUUCCUUCUGAAGAGGUGACAUCUAAGCAAACUUCCUGGUGGAACAAGGAGACAAAGGAGUCGUAUAACAUGUGCAAGGAAUUUUCACACAAGAACUGGCUUGUGUUCUACAAAGAAAAAGGGAAUAACCUGACUGUGUUAGAUGUUCUGGAAGGGCGAACUCAUACCAUCUCACUGCCCAUCUACCUCAAAUCGGUUUUCCUCGUCGCAGAGGACAAAUGGCUGCUGGUGGAGGACAAAACAAACCAGAAAUACCUCUUAACUAAGACUCUGCGUGUGGACUCUGAGGACAGCACAACCUGCCAGCUUUAUGUGCUGAGAGAGGAGCCCCCUAGCACAGGCUUCGGCGUCAAACAAGAAGCAGAAUUCAGCACACCUCAUAGAGUUUCAAGUGAUCAACUAUCAUCUGAAAAUCUAAGUUCAGCUGUUGGACAAAAGAUUGCCUCUCCAAACCGAAUGCUCUCAGAUGAGAAUAGUUAUGCUACAAUCAUUGUUGGUUUCCCAGAUCUUAUGUCACCUAAUGAGGUGUAUUCUUGGAAAAGGCCAUCAUCAUUGCAGAAACCCAGGGGCACUGACAUAGCUUUCUAUGGCGGGAAGAAGAGAGGAACUCCAAAACACAGCAACUGUGUCACUCUCCUGGAGACUAAUCAGGUCGUCAGAAUAUUGCCUCCAGGAGACGUCCCACUGAGGGACAUCUAUGCAAAAGAUGUUACACCACCACAGACAGCUGGGUAUAUAGAAGUCACUGAUCUUCAAUCAAAAAAACUUCGAUAUAUCCCUAUUCCUAGUUCAGAGUCCCUCUCACCCUAUACCACAUGGCUGUCCAGCAUCUCCGACACAGAUGCACUGCUGACUGAGUGGGGCACAGGAGGUGUGGUCACUGUGGACAUGGGAGGCCGAGUCAGGCUCUGGGAAACCGGACUGGAACACCUGCAGCGCUCUCUCAUGGAGUGGAAGACCAUGAUCGGACAGGAAGGCGUCCGAGAUAUGCAGAUAACAGUCAACAGAGACAGCGGUGAGGAUGUGAGCUCCCCCAAGCAUGGGAAGGAGGACCCAGACAACAUGCCUCAUGUGGGUGGCAAUAUGUGGGCUGGAGGAACAGGGGGACGAGAUACCGCAGGUCUUGGCGGCAAAGGAGGGCCCUACCGACUGGAUGUAGGUCACACGGUGUACCAGGUGUCUGAGGUGGAGAAGGAUGCCGUGCCUGAGGAGGUGAAGAGAGCAGCCAGAGAGAUGGGCCAGCGGGCAUUUCAGCAGAGGCUCAAGGAGAUCCAAAUGAGCGAGUAUGAUGCCGCCAGCUAUGAGAGGUUCUCUGGUGCUGUUCGCCGACAGGUGCACUCCCUGCGAAUCAUCUUGGACAACUUACAGAGGGAGAGACAGAGGGGAGACUACAUCCGACAUUGCUCCAACACUGCCAAAGGGAAAGAGCGGCAGUGGCUGAGACACCAAGCUAUGGGAGAACUAGAUGAUGCCAAGAUCAUUGAUGGGCUAACAGGAGAAAAAGCCAUCUACAAGCGUCGGGGAGACCUGGAGCCCCAGAUGGGCAGCCCCCAACAGAAGCCCAAGCGCCUGCGCCUGGUAGUGGAUGUGUCAGGCAGCAUGUAUCGCUUCAACGGGGUGGACAGCCGGCUGGAGCGGUCCCUGGAGGCGGUGUGCAUGGUCAUGGAGGCCUUUGAGAACUACGAGGAGAAGUUCAAGUAUGACAUCACUGGACAUUCAGGAGAUGGCUACAAUAUCAGUCUAGUUCCCAUAAACAAGAUUCCCAAGGACAACAAGCAGAGACUGGAGAUUCUCAAGACGAUGCAUGCCCACGCACAGUUCUGCAUGAGUGGGGACCACACGUUAGAGGGGACCGAACAUGCCAUCAAGGACAUCGUCAAGGAAGAGGCAGACGAGUACUUUGUGAUUGUCCUAAGUGAUGCAAACCUGUCACGAUAUGGCAUCCACCCUACCAAGUUUGCCCAGAUCCUAACGAGCAACCCACAAGUCAACGCUUUUGCCAUUUUUAUUGGCUCUUUGGGAGAUCAAGCAACCAGGCUACAGCAGACACUCCCUGCUGGCCGGUCUUUUGUUGCCAUGGACACCAGGGACAUCCCUCAGAUCCUGCAGCAGAUCUUCACCUCCACCAUGCUGUCCACUGUGUAGCACACGCUCCUCAGCGACCUACCUACUCCAGCGGUCAGCGUGAGAUAGGAGUGGCACGUCAGCUAGAGAAAAGAAGUCACAGCUCAAGGGAAUGGCGGUGAUGGCUUUUGACUGUGGCAUUUCCCAGGUGUUCUCCUCUUCACUAGCUCAGAACUCAGAAAAAUAGCCAGAUGGAGGCUCUGGCAUGGAAACCUAUAGUCACCGAUGGAUUACAAAUCCAUGGAGGAAGUAAGUCAGCUUAAUACAAGGCAGGUCAGCUUGCCUUGUACAAAAGACCAGGGUUAAAGGAAGGUGGCUGGAGAACCACAGUACUUAGGCUGUUUGCAGAAACUGGGGGCGCAGAGAAUGCCUCCUUGCUUUUU